This is a messenger RNA of Condylura cristata (star-nosed mole), 2324 nucleotides long. It is a transcript of the gene FYB2, whose product is annotated as chromosome unknown open reading frame, human C1orf168. The transcript is spliced from 20 exons. The coding region runs from base 131 to 2266 and encodes 711 amino acids. Lineage: Eukaryota; Metazoa; Chordata; Mammalia; Eulipotyphla; Talpidae. Gene Ontology annotation, molecular function: protein binding. The record is from RefSeq and is a predicted model, not a curated record. Gene Ontology annotation, cellular component: plasma membrane. Gene Ontology annotation, biological process: protein localization to plasma membrane; T cell receptor signaling pathway; integrin-mediated signaling pathway.
AGGUGCGUCCCGGGCGACGGGAAGUAGUUGCUCGCUGCUCGGCGCGGACAGAGCAAAGCGGACGCUUGGCCCCAGGAUUCAGCUGUGGGAAGCCAGAUUUGUCUCCCAGGUUCUGCCUCGGAAGAAAGCCAUGGAAGGGGAGGGGUUAAUAAACUUCCAGGAACUUCGAGCCAGAUUUCAGAACCUUGAUGCACCAUCUCUCCAAGGACCUAUUAAAUUCCCAGCAGGUAUUUCUCAGAACCCAGGAAGCACAAAGUUGGCGAAGAUUUGGGCCAAUGGGAAACCCCUCUCAUCCAGCCAUAAUCAGCCUGCAUCCUAUUGUACCAGCAGUGAACCCCAACAUCUUAAACCCCAGAAAACAGAGGUGGUCCAGGGGAGCGAGGUUCAGAAAUGCCCUAAUUCCCCAGGACCUCCAGGAAGGACCACUGGCUCUCCAGUAAAUUUGCAGAACAAGUCCCUAGUAAUAGAUGUGAAUUCAUCAGAAGCUGAGAUAACCAAGAACAAAAUAGCCAAUAGCUUCAGAGACAAACUAUGGAACUGGGAGAAGGUGUCAUCGCAGAAGAGUGAGACGCCAUCACCCUUUCUCCAUUGUGGAAGGAGGGCCUUCCACCUGGAAGUGCAGACAAGUAUGGGACUUCCUUCAGAGGAGCCCAGGAAAAGGCUGGAAAUUAAACAAGCACAGACUCUUCCUUCACAGAGGCACUUGAUGGCCCAAAGAAACACUCUGGCCCCUCCUGAAGAUUCCACUUUUCUACUUUCUCAACAUGGUAGGAGGAGCUUAGAAACCCUGCAGCCUAAGGGGAGGGAGCACCUCCAGCCCAUCUAUGAGAGUGAGCUUGCCUGCCAGGACCCAGAAAAAAAGCCAGAUACCAAGCAUCACCAGCUUCCUAAAACUAAGCCACUGCCUUCCAUUGAGUCCCUGGGUCCUCCUCCAAGAAAACCUCCAAAGCCCCCAGUCGUGGACCUCCAGGAUUUCCAGAGGCUACCAGCUGCUGUCCCCAAGACCCACAGGGAAGCUGCUGUGGAAGAGGGCCACCCGCCUCCAGGGAGUGCUGAAUUUGAAGAACCACAUAAUUAUGAGGCCACAAUUUCAUAUCUGAGACACUCUGGCAACUCCAUUAACCUGUGCUCUGCAAAAGAAAUUGCUGAUUCAACUUAUGAAGUUGGAAUUGAAGAACUCAAAAAGCCUUGGAAGAGUUUCCUCCACCAAGAACUUAGCCCUAAACAUACAGAUGAAGAUAAAAGAAUGGAGAAAGAACCACACGAAAUGAAACCUCAGAGAACAGAAAAGGAUCCACACUCAAAUCACAUGGCCAAGAUGGGUGCCUGUGAAGGGACACCGCAAGCAGUCCAGAUGACAGAAGGCCACAUGAGAAAGAUGAGCAUGCUGCAUGGGAAGCAAGAAGGCAGCCACACAAAGACCUGUCCCCAGGACCCAAAGCUGCCAGGGCAUGCUGAGGGGCAAUGUGGCUACGUGGAGGCCUUAGAAGUGACCAGUGAAACCUUGGACCAAGGGGUCUUUAAGUGCAGUUCCAUCUCCGAGGAGAUGUAUGAUGACGUGGAGUACCCUGGGAGAGAAGGAACAAAGUCAGACUUACCUAAUUCAUUUGCCUCAGAUAAUGAGGAAAAUAGUGGAGAAAUGUAUGAAGAUGUGUACAAAACAAAGAGCAACUACCCAAAUUUAGAUGGAAAAGAAGCACUUAAAAGACUGCAGAGAUUCUUCAAAAAAGAAAAGGAUAGACUUAAAAUGAAGAAAACCAAGUCAAAAGAAAAUGUAAGGAGUGCAUUUUCCAUUUCACUGCCUGAUUUACAACUUGGGUCUCAGGAAGUUAUUAUCUACGAUGAUGUGGGCAUACAUGAAAAAGUAUCAAGAGAUGAAGAUAAAUUGAGAACAUGGAAACCCAAAUUUCUGACACCAAAGGAAAAAAAGGAGAGAAAAAGGGCUGUAGAAUCAGAAAGUUUAUCUCCUACAAAUUUCUUCAGACUCAAGAAGCAAAACUUAAAAAAGAACAGACUAGAAAAAGAAGAAAAACUUUUUAGAGAAAAAUUUGAGUAUGACAAAGAGAUUACUGUUAUCAAUACAGCAGUGGCAUGUUCCAAUAAUUCAAGAAAUGGAAUAUUUGAUUUGCCAGUAACUCCUGGAGAAGAACUAGAUGUCAUUGAUAUCACUGAAGAAAAUCUAGUGAUAUGUCGCAAUUCAAAAGGCAAAUAUGGCUAUGUGCUAAUUGAACAUCUAGACUUCAAGCAUCGAGGUUGGUCUCCAUAGGAGGAUCAAGAUAAAGUCAUAUGGGCUGUACAAAGGGCUGUGUAAACUUUGUUAGGAA